CCCCUUUUGCAGCCCUCUCUGCCUCACUGCCCUGAACCCCUCUUUUAAUCACUCCAUCCUUUCACCUUCUUGCUCCUGCACUCCCUACUGCUGCUGCUGCUGUUGUUGCUGCUGCUGCUACCCAAGAGCAGGUCUCCAUGGUGAUAACACCCCCCCAUCCAUUCCUGCAUCCUCCUCCCUUCAGCCUAAGUGACAUGCCCAUUGUCCAAUCCACAACCCGGGCUGCAUGGGAGGGCUUUGAUCUCCAUCAAUUUCUCUGCUACCCGAAGAGCAAGGUUUCCGAAGGGGGGGGGAACACCCAGCCUCCUUCCCCCCUUUUUCUCUUCCCCUCUUUUUCCCCCUCUUUCCUUCCUUCCUCCUUCCUCCUUUCAACUGGGAUUUUAGGUUUUUCUCCUUCACCUCUUCCCCACCCCCCUCUUCCCCACACAUCUGCUUCCUCCUGUUCCCUCCCCCUCCCCAUGUGAGAUCACCUAUUGUUACAAUGGCUUUCUUCGCCCCCCCUCCAUCCUUGCCGCCACUUCUCUUCAGCCACCUUUGACUAUCCUCUGCCCUCCCCUCCCUCUUUAUUUAUUCCAUUUCCCAUCUCCUCCCCUUCCUCGGCAACGAGAGAAGAUGAUGCCUGGGGAUGAGAUCCAGGUAGCAGCCAGCCAAGCGGUCGCACAUCCUCCGAAGGAUGCAGGCGACACAACGAUCUGUUGGGUACCAUUGUUCUUGGCGUCUUCGGCUCUGCUCCAUCCCUUCUGAUGACUGAUGCCCACCGUGUCUCUGCUUUUCUGUGCAUUGCUGGGUGGCGAAUCUCUCCCUCCCUCCCUCUCUCCCCCUCUCUCUCCACCCCCCACCCUGCACCUACGUCUUGAGACCUCUCCCCGCCUUCCUGAUCCAUGAUCCCAGACUCCCCCUAAGAUGCUAAGACAAGGCCCCUUCCUUCUCCUGGCUGCGUCCAUGUCGUAUUUCAACCCAGAGAAAGCUUUGGCAGCGCCUUCGGAAAACGAUGGUUUGUCCCAAGGCCGGGCUCCCCUGGCCCCUCCCUAUGCUGUGGUCCUGAUCUCCUGCUCAGGCUUGCUGGCCUUUAUCUUCCUGCUCCUCACCUGCCUGUGCUGCAAGCGGGGCGAUGUGGGGUUCAAGGAAUUUGAGAACCCUGAUGGAGAAGAAUAUUCUGGAGAAUACACACCACCUGCAGAGGAGACGUCCUCCUCUCAGUCUAUCCCGGAUGUCUACAUUCUGCCUCUCUCAGAGGUCUCGCUCCCGUCCUCCAACCAGCAGAUGCCCAAAACAGAUCUAGUUAAACACUUGGGACUCAGCAGACAACACCUCAGUUAUUUGCAGGAGAUUGGAAAUGGCUGGUUUGGAAAGGUAAUCCUGGGUGAAAUAUUCUCAGAUUUCACCCCUGCACAGGUGGUAGUGAAGGAGCUACGGGUGAGUGCUGGGCCACUGGAGCAGAGGAAAUUCCUGUCAGAGGCCCAACCAUAUCGAAGCCUCCAGCAUCCAAACAUAUUGCAAUGCCUCGGCCUGUGCACAGAGACCAUCCCUUUCCUGCUCAUCAUGGAAUUCUGCCAGCUGGGAGAUCUGAAACGUUACCUUCGAGCUCAGCGCAAAGCAGACGGGAUGACCCCUGACCUUCUGACCCGUGACCUCAGCACACUACAGCGCAUGGCUUACGAGAUCACUCUGGGAGUGCUACAUUUGCAUAAAAACAACUACAUCCACAGUGAUCUGGCCCUUCGGAACUGCUUGCUGACCUCUGACCUCACAGUGCGCGUUGGAGACUAUGGCCUGUCGCACAACAACUACAAGGAAGACUAUUACAUCACUCCGGACCGGCUCUGGAUCCCUUUGCGCUGGGUUGCCCCGGAACUGUUGGAUGAGAUGCACGGAAGCCUCAUUGUGGUGGAUCAAACCAAGCAGAGCAAUGUCUGGUCUAUGGGGGUGACCAUCUGGGAGCUUUUUGAGUUUGGCUCCCAGCCUUACCGCCACCUCUCUGAUGAGGAAGUGCUGACCUUUGUCGUCAAGGAGCAGCAGAUGAAACUGGCCAAGCCACGCCUUAAGCUUCCUUACUCUGACUAUUGGUAUGAGGUCAUGCAGUCCUGCUGGCUCCCGGCUUCCCACCGCCCAACCAUGGAAGAGCUGCACUUGCAGGUGAGCUACCUGUUGAACGAGCGCUCCAACGCUCAGGCGGAGGAGAGCUUCGAGUGGCGCUGGAGCGCCCUGAAACCCAAGCGCUCCUCUUCGCCGCCCCCGGCCUCCUCUUCUUCCUCGGCGUGCCACCGCCGCCCCUCAGGAGAGAUCUCAGCCUACCCGUUGCUGGACGGGUUCCACGGCGGCGACAUGGACGACAUCCUGACGGUGACAGAGAGCAGUGGGGGGCUGAACUUUGAGUACAUGUGGGAGAAGGCCCGCCUGGGGCGGUGGAAGGGCCCUGCCUCGGCACCGCCCGACUACCCCUCCAGCAAUGGCGGGCUGGCAGUGCCGGGCAGCAAUCCUUUCUACGAACAGGCAACGCAGCGUGGGCACAGCCUGGAGACACCCAGCGUCGUGCCCGUCAUCAGCGCCCGCAGCCCCUCCGUCAGUAGCGAGUAUUACAUCCGCCUGGAGGACCAUGGCAGCUGCGAGGGGCCCGUCUGCGCCCCCAGCCCUGGAUCCCCACCCCAGCCUCUCUUUCCCUCAGAUUGGGACUCCCACGGCGCCCCCUACCGGCCGCAGGAGCAGCCCAGUACCAACCCCUUCUUGGCCGGGGGCGGCGGGGACAGCAACCCCUUCCGCGUAGACGGCGAGAUCCAGGAGACGUCCCUGACCGAGACCCCGACGUCGGGGGGAGAGGCGUUUCUAGCAGAGUCCCUGCUCACAGUGUACCGUGAGCUGGAGGACCAGCAUCGCAGCUGGGAUGCUGAGAUGAUGGAGGAAAGAGGGGCAGGGGAGACGCUGGCCGGGGACCCCUCGGAGUUCCAGGGUUCGCCCUCGUGGGAACAGGAGCCGUCACUGAUGGAGGACCAGAGCUCUGGCAGCAGCACCGACGGGGGCGGGAGCAGCAUCGGGGGCGGGCGCCACAACCUCCUGCCGUGCCCGCUGUGCACCCGGGCACGUUGCACGUGCGCCAUCCCUCGGGGGGACAUGGUGAGCGGCUGGAGCAACCACGGGCCGCCCCUGCGGCGCCCUCACCGCGACAGCUACGGCACGGAGGACGACUCCUCGCUAAAAGUGGAGCGGGGCUCCCUAUCUGACUGUCCAAUGCUGCCCCCUAGAGACUGCGAUGGGGAUGGCGGGGAGCGCAGAGAAUUCUACGACCCACUGAUGGGCACGGCGGUGAAGACCUAUGAGCUCCAAGACUACCCGAAGCAGAGAGGCGGGGGGAGCGCUCGCCCACCUGGGUCACCCUUCCCGGCCCUGCCGUCUGGCUGCUGCAAUGUGAUUGUUCCGGUGGAGAUACCACCAUUGUCUACCCUAGCCGAAAGCAACGAUGAGGAGACCAUCGCGAUCCUCCCGGAAGUCAUCGAUGGAUUCUCCACUGGCCCAGUGACCUUAAGCCUCUCCCCCGCGGUACCAGACCGGCAACGGGGAACCCUAGACUCAGUGGAUUCCUUGGACAUUCCUUCCAACACCAGCUCCUCGGACGUCUGCAGCCCAGCAUCCCACUACUCCUCUCCGGGGCAAAAGUUUGGCGACAGCGGCUACGAAACGGAGAGCACCUUCUCACCCGAGUUCAUCUUCAAAGAGGAACCGCCACCGCCACCUUCUGGAGAAGAGGAAGAAACAGAGGCAGAAGAAGAUUCCGGCAAACUCCCGACAGCAUCCAUCUCUCAGUCCACUAGUGAUCUUACCUUGUCAGUAAGUGAAGAAGGGGCGGAACUAGAGGAGGAAAUAGGGAGGAGCCUGGGGCUAGCAACACCUCACCGGGACUCAGCCUACUUCUCUGAUGGGGAGGGAGAACCGGCUGAGGCACCAGCUGCUGCUGGGCCUGAGGGCAGGAAGCCCACAGAGAAGGUGACGGUAGACGGAGGCUUUGUGGUCCAAGUGUGCAAGGAGCAGCUGAUGGUCACACUGCAAGAGAAUGUCACACGCAACCUACUCUGUAAUCAGAGCAGGCUGCCGACUCUGAGGCUUUCUCCAGCGGCUCCCUUGAAGGAGCAGGCUGUUCUCAGGCUGUGGACCUUAGAGCCAGAGGAGGGGAAGGAGACGGAGGAGGAAGAGGCCAAGAAAAGCCAUAAUGGAGAUGCAACGGACUCCCAGUGGCCAGAAGGGGUGGAAGAUAAAGUGGAGGAAGAGGAGGAGAAGGAGAAGCAGCAGCAGCAAGAAGAGGGAAGAGGAGAUUCUGAAAAGUUGCUGUCAGAGCUGGAGGAGGAGGAGGAGAAAAGGAAAGAAGGGGAGAUGCCAUGCCAGAUGGAGACCCAAAGUGUAGCAGUGCCCAUCGUGGUUGAAACACAGGAUGCUGCCAAGGAAGACAGAUAUGUAGCAGCUGAGCAGCCCAAAAAGGAUCAGGAACCUGGCGUCCCUGCGAACCAAGCCAGUGAGGAUAUCAAAGCCAAGCUCUCCCGCUUAUCUCUGUCGCUUCCCCCUCUGGCCUUGCAGACGUUCCCCCCGCUUGGCGGGGGAAGGAAAGGGCCAUUCUGGGAAGGAGCGGCUUUGGGGGAGGGUCCAGCGCUGGGAGGGAGAGAGGCUGCCAUAGCGGCAGAGGAUGAGGAGGAAGAUGAUGCUGAAGAGGAAGAGGAUGGAGGCCUGGCUGGAGGCGGAGGGCAGGGUGUCCCCAUUGUGGUGAGCGAAAGCGAUGACGCCCGUAACUUGCGUGGCCUCCUCAAGUCACCACGCUCAGCUGAGGAGGCGGCGGCUGAGCUCGACCGUAAGCGGAAGAUGGUCUCCUUCUUUGAUGAUGUCACCGUUUACCUCUUUGAUCAGGAGACACCAACCAAUGAGCUGAGUUCCCAGGGAGCUCCAGAUGGUGAUUCCCCCUCCCCUGGUUCAAUGGCAGAACCAGGACUUGAUGCCUUCCCUUCUGCUGAUGGCUUCAGUGGCAGUUUUGAGUGGGAUGAUGACUUCCCCCUGAUGGCUCAGAACCCAUCCUACGUCUCCGUGGUGCCCGACCCCAACGCAGCCAAGCCCCACCCGGUCAUGUCGUCGCCUGUGCCCAUGGCCCCUGCCUUGCUGCCAGCAGCCAAGCGGGCUGAGUCCGGCCUUGUGGAUGCCCUGAGGUUCUCUCGCUUCACCGUCUCUCCUGCCCUUGAGCCACACCUUUCUUCAUCCUGUGACACUGAAUUGGGACCCACGGCUGAUCCCAUUGAGAACUGAGACCAAGUAGAAAUCGGACAACCCCGCCUCUUCUUCUCUCGACAUUCAGGGACGACGCCCAGUCAUCCAGUUGACUUGCCCAUGAUGCCAAGAUUUCACCGCCAGUUCCUGUGGCGGACGGACAGACAGAUGUGUUUGUGUGUACGUGCGUUUGCGUGCAUGGUGUGUUGGGGGGGCCAUUGUUGCUAACUGGAGCCUGACAUCAUAGGGACUGGUUUUGCCCUUCCUCUCCUGCCCAGCAACUCAGCCCCACUUCUGGGGAAGGGGCAGAACUUUUUGUAUAAACAAUCAUGAGCCAAUGAGUGAUGAGGAGGGGGGCAUCUCCUCAAUUUUAGGGGCCCCUGCCCAGCACUGGCUAUUGAAUGUAUAACCCUUGUGCCCCCUCCUGGCUUUCCUUCAGCAAUCUGAUAUGUCCCUUAUAAGGACCCUCUGUGCCAAAUUGAGAGGGUUGGGUUGGGAAACAGGGGUUUCCAGGAAGUGGCGUCUGACCUGCUCAUGAGCCUUCUUCUGCAAUUCCCCGAACCUCAUCAGCUGCAUCUUGGAAUGUGGAACAUGGCUGCCAAUUUAAAACAACGACACCCUUUUUGUGCCAAAUGGAACUGAAUAGGGCUGGUGAUCCUCCCCUUUUAACCAGCGUUAUAUACAAAAGAAAAGACCGUUGAUUCAAACCUCGAGACAGAGUUUUGUCGGCAAAACUUCAUCACCAAGUCAGACACGCGGCCUUGGAAUUACCAGCGGACAAUUGGACUCCACAAGGCAGGUGGAUGAGAUUUGGUUGGGUAGGGGCCCUUUGAUCUGACACCUCCGCAAGGGCAUGAUCCAGAAGUAUCGUUUUUGAGAAGAGACGCACAUUGGCUCAGCACUCAUUGGGAUGAACCGACAUGGGAGGAUGUUGACUUGGUCACAACAUCUACUUAGUGGCCAUAUAAUGGACAGCCAUGGGUUAAUUGUCCCAGGCUGGUUGGUGUGUCAUACAUGGGGAAAAAAUAUCCAUCACUCAUACUUAGCGUUGACAGAGAUGGCUAGCUUUUAUUGGGAUUGGCCUUUUCCUGACCUUCCCAGCCCUCCACUGGUUGAUAUUGGGAGGUUAAUAAAGGCUACUGGGCCCUACUGGGAUACAGUUGAAAUCACUGGAAGUUCCAGGGAUUUGCGGAGCCACCAUUCAAUUGUGCCAAAAGCACCACGUGAAGACUGAGAUUGUAUUAGGAGUGGAACGGGGAGCUUGGAGGGGUAGGGAAACUUUUGAAGUUAUCUAUUCCGCGAACAUCUUGAGGUGAUGGAUCUGCUCACUCUCUUCUCUGCUUGUAGUGGCAAUAUUUGGAUACGUGAAGCAUCGGUGUGGGGCAGGGAUGGGGAACCUGUGGCCCUCCAGUUGUUGUUGGAUUCCAAUGGCCAUCACCCCUAGGGAGCAUAGACAACUGUCAGGGAUCAUGGGGGUUGGAGUACAGCAACAUCCGGAGGCUGACACAGGUUCCUCAUCUUUUGUGUGAGGCAGUAUGUGGGUUGGUCUUGUGGAGUGGGCAGAUAUAUGCAUGAACCUGCCUUCCAGGCUGGGUGGGUGGGAUUAGAUGUCGACUUCCUCCUGAGCUCUCGCAGCAUUGAUUUCUGAAGUAAAAACUCACUGGACCACAAAUGGCAUAUUGCUGGUUUGGGUCGUGCCUACAAUAAGAGGCAGUCGGUUUUUACUUGGCAGUUUGAUACAAGCUCAUUCUGCCCUUCUAGGGGAAGGGUUGAUUUAGGGUGCUAACUCCUUCCUUCCCCCACCCCUCAGAAAGAAUUUUUCUGCCCAAUUAAGAGACAGGUAUUUAAUUCUGAACUUGGGGUGCAUGUGUAUGGGAGAGAGAUAAUAAAGGAGGGAAAGAAGGUGAACAGGAACUCAGAAUUACCUACCAGGAGGCAAGACAGAUGACCAACCAAAUGCUACAGGGAGAUGCCAAAGCAGGGCAUGCUGGGAACAUCCAUUGCUGGUUUGUGGCAGAGAUGCGCCAUCUUUGAAACUAGAGCUUGCACCUGCUGGCUUGCAGAGCUAGCAGCCACAGGGAGACUCAUCCUCUACUUGCUUAACGCAAGGGGUCUGGAGAGAUGGUGAAGCAAAGCCAACAAAUGCACUUAACAGAGAGGAGGAGAGCUGGCAUAUUUCCAAGCGAGCUGGUGUGCUUAUGAGCACAUGAGCUGAGAGGCAGGAAAGCAAGUAGCUGCAAACUGGCCUUUAUCCUGAAAUCAAAUUGCUUUAUUUGGUCAGCCGGGCAGAAGUGUGUCCUCUGACCUGCAGUGAACUAGCAGCUGCCACAGUGCCCUCUAGCUAUAUCGAGUGGCUAAGGUGGCAAUCCUAACAAUCCCUGCCUGGGAGUAAGUCCCUUUUCAUUCAAGAGAGCUUACUUCUGAGCAGGCACGUAUGUGUACCUAAGAGCAGGCUAGCAUGUGCUUCUUUUGUCAAGCUAUCGCAGUGUGGCAAGGAAGAUAAGGCCCUUCAGUCUGGCUACCAGAGCCUCUCAUUUGAGCCUCCUGCUGCCUUAGACCAGCCAAUCCCUCCCCAAAGGCAUUUAAGGCACUCUGCUCUCCUGAUAGGUCAUAGAAUCAUAGAAUUGACAACUUGGAAAGGACCACAAGGAUCAUUUAGUCCAACCCCCUGCAGUGCAGGAAUCUUUUGCCUGACAUGGGGCUUGAACCCAUGGCCCCAGAGAUUAAGAGUCUUGUGCUCUAACAACUGAGCUAUCCCAUUAAAUAUGUGUUAAGAAGUCCCAUGCCCAUAAGAGGAGUUGCCUGGAAGCACAAAAGCUCGCAACUCUUUUCUUACCUGCUCCUGCAAACCUCCAAAAGUUGCCCCCGUGAUCUUCACCCCUGGCAACACUGGGGGGACCAAGCCACAUCACGUCUGGCCCUAAACUCACAAGCAGGGCUGUGUUGGUCCCCUGACACUCUUCCCCAGUCUUCACACGAUAUAUGGCCACCCUUGGUGCCUCCAUCAGGAGACCUGCUUGUCCACUGUGAGAACCCCUUUGCAGGGGUAGCAAACACAGCACCCUCUCUAGAUGCUGUGGGGCUCCCAACUCGUAUCAGCCCCAGCCAUCUAGGGCCAAUGGUCAGGAAUACGAUUGGAGUUGUAGUCCAACAGCAUCUGAAGGGUGCCCUGGUAGCUACCCGUAGAUUAAGGGACGAUGCCUCUGAGCUAAGAUGUUUCCCCUUCCCCCAAAAUGGCCUUACCGAUGGCAUCGCAUUCCUAACCUUUUUCAGGCGGUGCUAGGGAGAACAGGAAGCAGAAGAAUCUAGAAAACAUCCAGGUUGGAAAUCAGUGUGCCGCUUCAGGUCUGUGUCAGGUUGGCCAUCUUUGUCCUGUGUCUUGUGGGCUGAUUUUAGAUUCCUCACCUGCUGAGACUAAAAUGGCCGCUCUGACUCAGGGUAAAGGCUCUCCCACAUUAGUACCAAGUUCCCUCUGUAUAUUCUGAGGAAAACAGCAGGAGACGAUGGGGGCCAGAUUUAAAAACAACAAGAAGCACCACCGACCAGAUUACCACAUAAAGGGAGGAUAACCGUUGCCAAUUCUUCUGAUCUGCCAAAAUGAAAGAGAUGUAUAAAACUAAAAAGGAAGAGUGGGUGGGGUGGGGAAGAGGAAAUGAUCUUAAAAACAAAAACCCACCACUGCACCCAACUCUCCGUCUAUGUGGAUGAGUGAUUCUUAGGGUGGGGGUUGAAAGUAAGUAAAUAGCAGUGGGUGGGUAGAUGGAUGAAAGGAUAGGGAAUGUGAGUAUUCAAGGAAUGGGGGUGGGAAGGGUGGCAAUAGGCUGCGUAAGGAUGCAUUGGGGAGGAUGGACUGAGGUGUCAUGGACUGGGGGGGGGAGUGGCUGGUCAGAGAUGUUACUGUGGGCUGACUGUAAGGGGUGAUACUUUAAUGGAAGGGUUGUGGGAAGGAGUAUGUAAAGAUGGGGAGAGCAUUUAAAUAUCAGAACUUAAAAAAAAAAUCUCCAAAAUUCUGCAAUGGUAAUAAAUUGUGCAUAUUUGCAUACAUUGAA
Messenger RNA from Podarcis raffonei (Aeolian wall lizard), 9287 nucleotides. It is a transcript of the gene LMTK3, whose product is annotated as lemur tyrosine kinase 3. The coding region runs from base 904 to 5277 and encodes 1457 amino acids. Gene Ontology annotation, biological process: protein phosphorylation. The record is from RefSeq and is a predicted model, not a curated record. The transcript has 15 exons. Lineage: Eukaryota; Metazoa; Chordata; Lepidosauria; Squamata; Lacertidae. Gene Ontology annotation, molecular function: ATP binding; protein kinase activity.